AUGUCUGCCCAAAACUCCGCAGGCAUUCAGACGCUGCUUGACGCAGAGAAAGAAGCACAAAAGAUUGUCCAGAAAGAUCGAACGAAGAGAGUAAAAGACGCCAAGACGGAAGCACAGAAAGAGAUUGAAGAGUACCGGAAAGCGAAAGAAGAAGAGUUUAAGAAGUUUGAAACAGAGCAAUCAAGCGGAAACAAAAAGGCCGAGAACGACGCCAACAAGGAAGCCGAAGCUAAGGUCAAGGAGAUCGAGGAGGCCGGCAAGAAAUAUGGCGAUAAGGUGGUGGAAGACUUGAUCAAGGCCGUCACAAAUCCUCAGCCUGAAGUGCCGGAGAAGAUCUCGAGAGAGGAUUGA
This is a messenger RNA of Exophiala spinifera, 351 nucleotides long. RefSeq names its product V-type ATPase, G subunit. The record is from RefSeq and is a predicted model, not a curated record. Lineage: Eukaryota; Fungi; Ascomycota; Eurotiomycetes; Chaetothyriales; Herpotrichiellaceae. Gene Ontology annotation, cellular component: vacuolar proton-transporting V-type ATPase complex. Gene Ontology annotation, molecular function: proton-transporting ATPase activity, rotational mechanism. Gene Ontology annotation, biological process: proton transmembrane transport. Bases 1 to 351 code for a protein of 116 amino acids. The transcript has 5 exons.